Fusarium proliferatum ET1 is the source of this 1107-nucleotide messenger RNA. RefSeq lists its product as uncharacterized. Gene Ontology annotation, molecular function: metallopeptidase activity. Lineage: Eukaryota; Fungi; Ascomycota; Sordariomycetes; Hypocreales; Nectriaceae. The record is from RefSeq and is a predicted model, not a curated record. The transcript is spliced from 5 exons. The coding region runs from base 1 to 1107 and encodes 368 amino acids.
AUGACUUGGCUUCAACGUCCAAUUCCUUUUACAUAUAAAGCACUGUUGUUGACACUUCUUGCUCAAUAUGUCCUAGGUUCAAUUGACUCUGUCUUUAACGUUAAACAAGGCAGUGUUGGAGUUGGUGGAUGUACGUCUUAUAAGAGUAAACUCAACCGAUGGUGGACAGAUGCCAGAAAGCUUGUCGACGCUGCCCUCUCGUACGCUCAAGACGAUAGCGUUGAUGGACCCGAAUACAUAUACACCUUUUUUGCAUUGGACCCCCCUCCCGCCGACGCCAGGUACAGAGAAACAGUCAUCGCUACGUUGCAGUCGGUAAAGAACUUCAUCGAUGGCGAUCUACAACUGCCAACCGGUAAACCAUGGCUUUUCUGCUCGAGCAAGUGGUUGGAGCGUAUGGACUGGGAUGACGUGGCCUAUGAUAAAGAGACAGGCAACAAGUUUACAGGUUAUGACGCCAAGAAGGUACGAGAUGUAGUUGAUGAACCAACUCCGCCUCCAGAUGAAGCAAACCAGCCAGAAGUGUUCCCAUUUUGGUCCUCGGAUAUCAGAGAAUACAUGAUGGAUGAGGCCGAUGACUAUUGCUCGAAGAAGGUUGACGGAGCCAUCCAGAACUUUGGGGCUACUCAUGAGGGUCCCGGGCAGACGUGGAAAGCACUUACCAUCUGUGUCAGCAACUUGGCAUGGAAUGCCAAAAAUGAGUAUCUGCGCCUAGGGGCAAUCCAGAAGGAGGGCAAAAGUAUUGUGGAAUACAGAGCACAGUCCAUGACAUUAUUCCACGAACUCUUCCAUGUUGUCCUAGGGGUGGCCAAAACCGAGGAGCAUGAAAUGAGCUAUGAACUGAAGUAUAUUGCGAACCCGAGAAAAAAGGAAGGUGAGGACCCUGGCGACGAAAAUCAAGACAUCAUCUCCACGCAGGAGGCCUUGUAUAACCCCGAAUCCUACACAUUAUAUGCUCUUGCUUGUGUUCUUGGACAGAGGAAUGAGCGUUUUACGUUCGCUAGUACAAGGUCGGAGCUCAAAAAGAAGGAAGAUCCAAAGGACAAGGACGAGGGCAAAGGAGGACCAGGCGGCGCUGGCCAUCGAAAGAGGCUGCUGAGGGUUUGA